Daldinia loculata is the source of this 1665-nucleotide messenger RNA. Its product is annotated as cytochrome P450. NCBI's taxonomy places the organism in Eukaryota, Fungi, Ascomycota, Sordariomycetes, Xylariales, Hypoxylaceae. The record is from RefSeq and is a predicted model, not a curated record. Gene Ontology annotation, molecular function: steroid hydroxylase activity; oxidoreductase activity, acting on paired donors, with incorporation or reduction of molecular oxygen; iron ion binding. The transcript is spliced from 4 exons. The coding region runs from base 1 to 1665 and encodes 554 amino acids.
AUGAAUACUGUUUAUAGUCUUGCUGUACACGUUCAAUCUUUUACUGGGGCGUGGGUCACUGCCGCAAUUCUGACUGCGGCAUUGGCGAUUGUGCUAGCUUCACUCUUGAGGCACAAGGAUGCUCAACGACCGCCCCAGGUUAGGGAGACCAUCCCUUACGUCUCUAAUAUCUGGAUAUAUAUGACAAGUAAGAGGGCUUUUCUUGAAACAAUAACCCGGGCACUCCUGAAUAGCCCUGUCGUAGAAUGCCAGCUGGGGCCCGUGAAAGUGUAUUUCGUCACUGGAAAGGCUAGCGUUUCGACAGUGCUUCAGCAAUCCUCUAUGAAUCUCAUAUCGGAGCCAUGGAUGCUACUCAUACUCAAGAAUGUGGCUGGCUACACAGACAAAGACCUGGCCAAGCUAGCACGGGACAAAUCAGGUAUCGGAAAGUUGCCGAUCCCAGGUGAUGAAUCCGUGCUUCCGGAGAAGCGUAUCUGGUAUCUCAAGCAUCAAGUCCAUAAUGAUUAUUUAGCGACGCCUCAACAUACAGAAGCUCUUGCAGAGUCUUUCCAGCAUCUUUUUGGCGAAACGCUCAGCACUUUUCCAGUUGGAAAAUGGGCUGAAGUAUCCAUAUUUAACUUCAUUCGUCAUGAGGUGGCUGCUGCUUCUGUUUGCUCCGUGGUCGGCAGGCAUAUCUUGACUGAUAACCCAACGUUCAUAGAUUUAUUCUGGGCGUACGAUAGCUAUGCGGAGAGCCUGGCAUUUGGUUUACCAAGGUGGCUAAACAGAAAGGGAAUCAAGGUUCGUGAAGACCUACGUGCCAUAUGUCUCAAAUGGUACGAAGAAGCGGAGCAAGGAUUGUCGAAUGGGGACAGCAUCAAACCAGGUAAAGAAUUUGACAAUGCGUUUGGCUCGCAAUUGUCGAAAGAGCUUGGGGAAUGGGCCAAGUCGUUCGGAUUCUCAAAAGAAAGCAUAGCAGGUGUCUACAUGUUCCUCUUUCUCGGCUUGAAUACUAACACCAUUCCGAUCUGCACUUGGGCAUUGAUGGAAAUCAUUAACGAUACAGACUUAUUUCGAGCCACACGAACCGAAGUCUUACAAGCUCUCGUUACAAAUCCUGUCUCUGGGAAGCGCACAUUUGACAUCCGAAAGCUAGCGUCACUUCCUCUAAUUCAAUCUAUUUACACAGAGUCCCUACGCCUACACUUAAGCCUUAACCUAACUCGAACCGCAACAGAGGACAUUGCUAUUGCGGGAUUCACUUUGCCGAAAGGGUGCACUGUUCAAGCACCAACUCAGAUUUCUCACUACGAAGAAGCUGUCUGGGGGACACCGGACCAUCGGGCCUCUGAGUUCUGGGCUUAUCGACAUGUGAAGCCGUCAAAGGCUCAGGAUAGGGAAGCGCAUUUUGGCAACAUGUUGGAAUAUUCGAUUUCUGGGCACACAGGAUCAUUCUUUCCUUAUGGUGGUGGAGGAUAUAUGUGCCCGGGGCGGAACCUUGCGAAGCAAGAGAUUUUGCUAGUGAUAGCAAUGGUUGUCGCAAGGUUUGAUGUUAAUUGCAUUGAGUGGACGAAACUAGACGGGUCGCCAUCACAGCGUCCUGCUCAAAACGACCCGAGGUAUGCCGGUGCUGGAUCUGUCCCACCAGAUAGAGAUAUGAAGAUCAGGUGGAAAAGACUAUGGUGA